This is a messenger RNA of Heteronotia binoei (common prickly gecko), 1669 nucleotides long. RefSeq names its product putative ubiquitin carboxyl-terminal hydrolase 50. The transcript has 7 exons. Bases 281 to 1396 code for a protein of 371 amino acids. Gene Ontology annotation, biological process: Ras protein signal transduction; protein K63-linked deubiquitination; endosome organization. NCBI's taxonomy places the organism in Eukaryota, Metazoa, Chordata, Lepidosauria, Squamata, Gekkonidae. The record is from RefSeq and is a predicted model, not a curated record. Gene Ontology annotation, cellular component: extrinsic component of endosome membrane; midbody; cytosol. Gene Ontology annotation, molecular function: cysteine-type deubiquitinase activity.
UCUGGAACUUCUUUGCCUUCUUAUCUUGUUCACAAAAUCCCAACGCCGCUGCCUAGCAACCUAGUAAAAGUCCAUUUAUGAUGCCAGAAGAAUCCACCUUGGAACACCUGGAAGAAGUGUGAAGAGCCCAUCUGUUUGGGGUCAUCUGAAGAAGGAACAAGAUGAAGCGAUGUGAUUGCACGAGAGAGCAGACACAGCAAGCAUCAGAAUGAAGAGGCGGAGGUAAACCGGUGCCCCCAAACCAGUUAAGACUUCACGUUGUCUCCUUGCAAGCCAGCAGAUGGCUUCUAGGUCAAUGAAGAUGCCCGAUGACUUCAAUAUAUUUUAUCUUCUCAAGGAUGCCCUUUCCUUGGAGAGAUCAGACGAGCCCAUGGAUGAGUCCCGGGAGGAGACCAACCCACAGUACCAAGGGCUGACCGGCCUGCGCAAUGUCGGCAACACCUGCUACAUGAACGCUGUGAUCCAGUGCCUCAGCAGCGUUUCCCCCUUGGUGGAGUAUUUCCUCUCUGGCAAGUAUAUAACAUCAUUGGACAAGGAACAUGGAGAGAUCGCGACUGCCUUCGCUUACCUGAUGAAUGACAUGUGGCUUGGGGACUUUGACUGCGUAUCCCCAGAGGUAUUCAGACUGGUCAUUGGUGAGCAAUAUCCUGCUUUUCUCAAGAAGACCCAGCAAGAUGCCCAAGAGUUUCUGAUUUAUGUAUUGAAUGAACUUCAUGAAGCUCUCAAGAAGUCAACUAAGAGGAGAAGCCAGGGCACCACAUCAACUGCUUGGGAGUCCAGGCCUUCUGUCACGGACUCCUCCAUAAUCACCCGGCUUUUUGAAGGACGCCUCAGCUACUACAUCAUGUGUUUGGAAUGUCAAACCACCACUUACAAAAAUGAGAUAUUCACUGUUUUAUCUCUCCCUAUCCCUUAUGAGACUGAAUGCUCGCUAGAGGAAUGCCUGGAGUGCUUCUUUCAGCAAGACAUGCUGACUUGGAACAACCAGAUCACCUGCUCCUGCUGCGGGACAAAGCAAGAUGCUUCUGUGAAAGCCAGCAUCGCCAAGGCACCCAAGAUCGUGAUCUUUCACUUGAAGAGGUUUGAUUGUCAAGGAAGUUACAAAAAGAAACUGAAAACUGACAUCUACUACCCUCUAAACAACUUGGACCUGUCCCCCUAUAUCUAUCCACUCUUUCGGAAAAAUCCAAAAUACAGCUUAUUUGCUGUGGUGAACCAUUUUGGCGAUUUGGAUGGUGGCCACUACACGGCCUUCUGCAAGCACACAGCCUCCCAGAGCUGGUACAACUUUGAUGACUCUCAAAUCAGUGAAAUUCCAGAACCUGCUCUCCAAACUCCUGCAGCUUAUCUCCUGUUCUACAGCAAUCAAAGUUUCUCUGUGCCAGUGAAAAACUAAUGUGGUUAAGAACAGACAGGAUAGGUACAAACCGGCAACACUGUUAGCAUGAACGUGCCGACACUUGGCAAGUCAGGUUAUGAGUGAUAAUUCAAAGAAGAGCCACUUGCGUUUCUUUCACUGUUCUAACUGUAAGAAAAUGAAUCAGAACCCAGUCCAGGCAGCACCGCUGUUUUCUGCAGUGAAGUGACACAUGCUGGAUGUGAACACGUUUUUAUUAAUCCUGCACGUGAUGUAGCAUAGUCCAAGUUAAAUAAAUGGUUCCUGGACAAC